This is a messenger RNA of Athene cunicularia (burrowing owl), 7524 nucleotides long. It is a transcript of the gene PSPC1, whose product is annotated as paraspeckle component 1. NCBI's taxonomy places the organism in Eukaryota, Metazoa, Chordata, Aves, Strigiformes, Strigidae. Gene Ontology annotation, molecular function: RNA binding. Bases 122 to 1699 code for a protein of 525 amino acids. The transcript has 9 exons. The record is from RefSeq and is a predicted model, not a curated record. Gene Ontology annotation, biological process: regulation of DNA-templated transcription. Gene Ontology annotation, cellular component: nucleus.
UACAACUCGUCGAGGUUGGCGGCGGCGCCAUUUUGAAUUGGCGGAGGGUCGGAGGUGGUGGUUGCUGAACCGGGCUCCGCGUCCUCCAAGAAAAGCACCGAGAAAGGGACGAGGUCUGAAUAUGGCAGCGAAUAGGAACUUGAAGCAAGUGCGGAUCGAGAAUAGCUCCCCAGCGGCGCCGCUGGGCAUGGUGGGGGGGGGCGGCGGCAACCUGAAGGGAUUGCGGGGCCUAGAAACGGAGAGUGAGGCAGCGGCGGCCAUGGCGCUAGUGCCGAGCAAAGAAGGUGGCGAUGAAGAGCAGGAGGUUGGGUUCACCAUCGAUAUCAAAAGCUUUCUCAAACCUGGCGAGAAGAGCUACACGCAGCGCUGCCGGCUGUUCGUGGGGAAUCUGCCUACUGAUAUCACCGAGGAAGAUUUCAAGCGCCUCUUCGAGCGCUACGGGGAGCCUAGCGAGGUUUUCAUCAAUCGGGACCGUGGUUUUGGCUUCAUUCGUCUGGAAUCAAGGACACUGGCUGAAAUAGCAAAGGCAGAACUUGAUGGUACUAUUUUGAAGAGCAGACCACUUCGAAUUCGAUUUGCUACACAUGGAGCUGCCCUAACGGUCAAGAAUCUUUCACCGGUGGUUUCUAAUGAGCUGCUGGAACAAGCAUUCUCUCAAUUCGGGCCAGUGGAAAGAGCCGUUGUUGUAGUAGAUGAUCGGGGCAGAGCUACAGGAAAAGGUUUCGUAGAGUUUGCAGCAAAACCUCCAGCACGGAAAGCUCUAGAAAGAUGCAGUGAUGGGGCAUUCUUGCUAACAACAACACCUCGACCUGUUGUUGUAGAACCAAUGGAGCAAUUUGAUGAUGAAGAUGGGCUCCCAGAGAAGCUAAUGCAAAAAACACAACAGUAUCACAAGGAAAGAGAGCAGCCUCCACGUUUUGCUCAGCCUGGAACAUUUGAGUUUGAGUAUGCUUCACGGUGGAAGGCUCUUGAUGAGAUGGAAAAGCAACAGCGUGAACAGGUUGACAGGAACAUUAGAGAAGCCAAAGAGAAACUAGAGGCAGAAAUGGAAGCAGCUAGACAUGAGCAUCAGCUAAUGCUGAUGAGGCAAGAUCUCAUGCGACGUCAAGAAGAAUUGAGGCGUUUGGAAGAACUUCGAAAUCAAGAACUUCAAAAACGCAAGCAGAUACAAUUGAGACAUGAAGAAGAACAUCGGCGACGUGAAGAAGAGAUGCUACGCCAGAGGGAACAGGAGGAAUUGCGACGACAGCAGGAGGGAGGAUUCAAGCCAAAUUUCAUGGACAACAGAGAACAGGAAAUGAGAAUGGGUGAUAUGGGUCCUCGUGGAGCAAUAAACAUGGGAGAUGCGUUUAGCCCAGCACCUGCUGGUAACCAAGGCCCUCCUCCAAUGAUGGGUAUGAAUAUGAACAACAGAGGAACUUUACCUGGCCCUGCAAUGGGUCCUGGUCCUUCCAUGGGACCAGAAGGAGCUGCAAAUAUGGGAACACCAAUGAUGCCAGAUAAUGGAACAGUGCAUAAUGAGAGAUUCCCUCAAGGAGGUCCAUCACAGAUGGGUUCACCUCUGGUUAGUAGAACGGGCUCUGAAACUCCUCAGCCGCCAAUGAGUGGUGUAGGUGCCGUGAGUGGUGGACCUGGUGGCUUUGGUAGAGGAAACCCAGGGGGCAACUUUGAAGGACCUAACAAGCGUCGCAGAUACUAAAACUUAUUUCAUUCCUUACUGUUUAGAAAUUCCAGUAAAACUAUACAGUGAUAUGCCUUUAUAAUUUUAGCUGUUAUCUGGAAACGGUUUUAUUGUUAUUGUAGUCUUUAAAACAGUUUAUUUUGUAAAACUUCUUUUGUAUUCAGUCAUAGGCUUUGUAGUAUAGAGCAGAAACGAUGCGGAUCAUUAUGUAAGGCAAUGUGUUUGUGACUAGCAAAAUACAAUGUGUGACUAUGCUGUAAAACGUGCAGUUAUCUGAUUACAAUAAAAUAUAAAAAUCACUUGAAAGGAUUUUGGGAAUGUUAUUACUAAUGUUGGGUGAAAAUAAUUUUAUGCUUAAUUAUAAGUGGCAUCAUUCUCAUUCUUAUGUAGUUUCUACUAUGUGUCAAGAAAGUCCCAUUAAUAGUGAAUGUUUAGCAAAACUGCAUGUUGCAGUACAUACUAUGAACAAUUUAUAACACAACUUUUGUUUGUUUUGACUUCUGAAGAACAUCAAACUUUAUACAAAGUGUUCUCAAGGAUACUGUGUUCUUGCAUCUCAGUCUCCCUUUGCAAACUUAGUCACCACAGGCUUAUCAGCAGAGUAUCUCUCACUCAUAUUACUGGAAAAUUUAACUUGGGGGGGAAAAAAACUUUGGAAAAGGAAUCUGUAUGUAUGCUUUAUUCAUAACAGUAUGAAUGAAUUUGCCUAAAUCCUACUUCUACAGAAGAAAAAUUAAGACAUCUGUGUGUUCUUCUGAUCAUUAAAGUAUGUUGCUGUUGCAAGGAAGGAGACACUUGUGCAAGCUGGUUUAAUGCCUUCCACUGCCUAAUGCAUCAUUAUAUGUUACCCCCAGUGGUUGGUUUGAAUAGAAACAAGUCUGUUAUCAAUGAUUAAUUGUUUAAUUCGGAGGCAAAUAUAUGUUUUCCAGUUAAAAUAAUUGUUCACUUAGGGUAAUAUGCAUUUAGAAAGAUUGCACACGACUGCUGAUAAAUAUUUUACAGAAUGAUGAAUUUGAAAAAUACCCAUUUCCAACACAACUCAGGCUAGAUUUGCUGAUUGUGUCUUAGAGAUAAAACAUGAUAAAAGCUAUUAGGAAGCUGCUUAUGAUAUGGAUUUUCAGUCAUGGAAGAUGAUGGAAAAGACCUAUUGGUUCUAUUCCUGCAGUGGCAAGAAAGUAGGGAUAUUUUUUGUUACUGUUGCUUUUUUCUUGUGCAAAAUAGUUGUAAAAUAUCAGUGUUCUAUCGGUUCACUUAUGUUUUCAGAAAUAGAAAUUAAUGAAAUUUAUCUGCAUGAAUAGUGAUACUAAGUUGAUUAAAAAAGUUUGAGAUAACAUGCCCUAAUUAUAUCAAAAUGAUAUGUAUGUAGCUUAAAGCAUGGGAUGCAAGCAGCAGAGAGAGCAUGUACGUGUUACUACUUAAUAUAGCAGUUAUGGCCUUGGUGAAUUGAAUUAUGAGCAAAUGGGUAACAGGAAAACUGUGGCAUUGAUGGCAUUUUGGAAGUAAGUUUAUUUAAAUUGCCAGUGUUAUAUGGCUUAAAACAGAGAUUGUUUUGAUACAAUUCAGGAGUUAUCACGUGGGUAGGUUCUCACUUGUGUCAUGUGCAACUACUAAGCAUUUUCAUCUAGACUGUGUUUCAUGUUGCCCUUUUGUGCUUGACCUGAGAUACAUGCCACACUUUAUUGUUUGCAGUGCAAUAGUGAGUUAGGUUUAAAGUCUGAAUUACUCUUUCCCUUACUUAUAUGUAUCACGUUACAGCACUUAUUCUUCCAAAAAAACCCCUGUAACUGGUUUUAUGUAGCACACUAUUCCUAAAACUCAACAUUUGGGCAAAUUACUGUUUUUUCACAAGGGUCUAAACUAGUGUUUACAUGUAGUAACUACUUAAGCUCUCUGCUUUGGUAUACUGCAUUUAGUGGAAAAUGCAGUUUACAUUGGUGUCUAGUUGUGUCUAAAUAUUAAAUUACUUCUGUCUCAUCUUUUUUGCCCUUACACAUGAUGGUUUUUAUGGGGAUUGAGAAAGUACUGGUGUGAGUUGGUAAUUCCAGACUGUAAAGAUAUGUGGAACAUGUUUUAAGCAUUACUUGAACUAGAUUCAAGAGGUCUCUUCAGUUUUUCAAAGGAAAAGGCUGUGUCAUUCAGGUGUUGUGAUUAACUCCUGUAUUUGUUUAGAUAUAUACACACCCUCAUCCUUGUAGUAUCUGAGUAUGUUUCAGAAGUACAUUAAAGAUUACCAAAUCUGCAGAAAAUGGUUCAUUCUUUCCUUGCCAGCCUCGUGCUAUUUCAAGUGCGUGUUUACUGCACUGCAUUUUUGCCAGCAAGCAGAGGUAUGUAUGUAUUUGAAAGUUGUAGAGUAAUAUUAAGUAAUAUUAAUUAUUUUCAUUCCAUAGUUGUGAGCUGCCCUUCCCGUAAAACUGACUUGAAUGGCUCUGCUGCCAUGGUAGCAGUGGAUUUUUCUGCUGUCCUUAUUGCAGAAAAUCAUCUAAUCAUAGAAUACCAGGUUGGAAGGGACCUCAAGGAUCAUCUGGUCCAACCUAUCUCUCAUUUUAAAUAUCAGUGAACUGAGCCUUUAAAUCCUAAAAAAUAAAUACAGAAAUGUUGAAUUUGGGUACUCUUUAAAGAUGAAGAAUGCCUUUGGUAGCUGAUGACAGGCUGACAAAUUCUGCUCUUAAUAAAAGCUUUCUUAGGGCUGCCUGGCCAUGUUGAUUGUCUACAGCUCCACUGUAAAGAGAGUGGUUUUUAUUUUGCCAUAUGUGGUAGUAACUGACUAGCUAUAUGAUAAUUUUGUUAAGAAUGGUCCCAAUUUGUUUCCUAAAAAUGGUAUGUAGAUGUGGCCAAGCAGUCUUUUUGCUUGAAGGUGCCUGUGUGCUGGAAGUGGUUAAUUUUUCUUGUUCCUCAUCUGUCCAAUCAGUAUCAUUUUUUUUGUGUACACACGUACUUAAGUUUUUAACUAUGUUUGGUUUGUUUGACUAGAAAGCACUAUUAAGUCUUGACUCUCUUUCUUUGCUCUAUGGUGUGGUAAAUAAAAUAAGCCUGGAGAGGAUAUGAAAUUGACUACAGUGCACUUUUGGUUGUACUGGCUGAGUUUUUACAUUAUUCCUGAGACUUCAGUCUAAACUGCUUAGUUUUCAUGUGAGAUACAAUUUUAAUUUUAAAUAUAGCAAAGCUUUACUAUGCCAUUUAAGUAAAAGAAACACCACCACCAGAAUCCAGCUAGUCUAACUGCAUUUGCAUUUAUCACCUCACUCAUUUGAAGGGGAGCUAUUGGGCACUUAAAAUAAAUAGAAAUAAUUUUGAUUGUGAGUUAGUUUAUUUGUAGUUCUGUCCAGUGUGCUCAUUAGAUAAAGCACAUUGAUAUUUUGGGAAACUUGGUGGUGAUUCAAGUAUACUUAACUGUAUUUAUUUCCUAAGAAAAAUACAAAUUACUAUGGAUUACCUGGAAAAAUUUCUGACCUUAAGUUGUUUUAUGUAUUGUCUACAUCUUUUUUAUCCAAUUGGACAUAAAGAUAUGAUGAACUGGAGACUCUUAUUAGAACAAAAGAUUAAAAUAGAUGGGAAGAAAACAAUAUGAACUGUUAGAUUAAUUUAAUUUUAAACAUAAUCCAAUAGGAUUUUAUAGUAUGCAUUCUUUGAGGACCAUUCUGAUUUAAUGUAUACUGUCAUUUAAAAAUGUUAUACCAAACUAAUUUUUUCCCUUUUCCACUUUUGAUUUCAAAUUCCUUUUAAACUUGAAAAAUAGAAAAUCUGUAAUUACAAAUUCCAUUGAAAGGUACUAAAUACAAAUGCAUUGACUUUUGUGAAGUACUUAUUGUUAAACAGUCACAGUCUGCCUUGAGAUAACUUGGCUAAAAAAUGAAGAAAUAACCAGUCUAAAGGAAGAUUCUCAUGUGAAAAACAAUACCCUGUAAGCCUUUUGAAGGGAGAAUAUGCUUUGAGGUGAGAUGUUCAGCAAGAGUGGCGUGCUCUGGUGGCAUGAAGCUGAUUUUACUUAAGCAUGUUGUGGAAACUAAUUUUUUGGCAUAUUUCUGAAUACAUAUAUUUUUUUAUAUAAUAAGUUGGACCAUAAUUCUUCCCUUCUCAAUGAAGACAAGUCAAAAUAAAUGGUAAUUGAACUAUUAAAAUGGAAGGGAAUACUGGGUAGAAACUGAUGGGAUAAGUUUACAUUGGACCACAAUUGUGAAUGGAUUCUCAGUCCCAUUCCUGAGGCUUGAAGUGGUGCAUAUUCAUAUGUGGUUUCACAGAGUCUGCAUCCAGCAUCUCUUGCUAGGUUGUGCCUGGGGCAAAGACUGGAGGACUUGAGAGAGCACAUAUCUCAAAUGCUAUUUAAUUAACUUCUCAGGAGCUCUGGAUUUAUUAAUUUGGGCACUGCACUGUCAUUAAGAUGCAGAACUGUCUUGGGAUUUGGUGCUUUCCUUGUGCUGCCAGCUGGUAUGAUGAAAUACCAGUCCAAAUUUCCCCAGUUCGUUAAUAGUGAGGAGGGAGGGAGUAUGGCCUGUGGAAAAUACAGAGGCUGGACAUUACUCCUUUAGAUUAUUGGUUAGUCAGUGCUAGUUUAGUGGCAAACCUUGAACUGUAUUAUCCUUAAAGCAUUUGCUUUCUUAAAAAUCCAUUUAAUUAAAUGUGAGAUGUUAAUAGAAGGGUUGAGUAAAAACUUUCAAUAUUUAAUGUGAGGUAUAAUUUUUCCUGUUGGAUUGGCUUUUGGUAUAUCCUUCUGGGUUAUACCAUAAAAUAUACUUGUUCUUAGUAGGUAGUCUCACCAAUUUGAUGUUUUGUUAUGAAAUCUGUUAAUAGUUUUGAAUUUCCCCUCAUAAAAUAUUUUAAAAAUCAUAGCUGUAGGCUUUUCAGGUUUGUUUUCACAGUAAUCCAUGAAAUACUGGUUUAUCAAAAUUAAGUUAUGUAUGUCUAAUGUAAAUUGUGAAAUAGAUAAACUGAACAUUAAAUUUUCAUGAGAGCAAUACUUUUGAUGAUUUUAAAUGCAUGGAAACAAGCCCUCAGUGUGUUCGUUUUCGGUGGGAUAGAUUUAAUAGGUCUUUUCCAUCUUGAACUUCCUUAACCUAUUAUAAAAGUUACUAUAAUUGAAAUUUGGAGGUAUUCAGAUUAAUGACCUCAGCCUGACUUUAAAAGCAGUAAAAGAUGGAUUUCUUCAGAAAAGCAGUUUAGAACAACCACCAUUUGUUCCUAAUUGAGGUAACUAUUCAGAAAAGCUUAAAUUCAGAGAUACUUGUAGCAUAUUUAUAGGUAAACCUGUUUUGAUAUAAUGAUUAUUUUAUACCCAGAUCAUAAUGAAAGGAAAAAAAAAAAUUUGUAAACGUGGGUAAAAACUUACUGAUUUGUAUGUAGUCCCUCAAUAGAGAACAAAAUGCUCAUAGUAAGAGGUAUGACAUUCAAAAGGAACGUAACUGUUACUGCAUAAAUGUGUUGAUAAGGUUUUUCUAUUUGUUUUGGUAAACAGUUUGUCUAGAGCUUCUGUUGUUCCUAGUUCUACUUGUGUGCUUUUAUAUCUUAAUUUCUGUAGAGUAAAGCAUAGCUGUAUGAAUUUACAUGCUAAUUGUAUGCGGGAUGUUAAGUGCUUGACUUGAAGUGCAGCGAGAAUAAAGAUAUUCUUGCCUUAAUUUCUCACUAAAAGAAUUUUCAUAGAACCUUGAACAGGAAUAAGUGUGAAGGGUCCUGUAUGUAAAUGGAAAAAAUGUGGGAAAGGGGGAAUAAAGUAACAUAAUAAAGCAUAUUCCUCUCAUUUUUAAUUUUGUAUCUACAGGAAUUCACAAAAAUAACUUAAAAGCUUGUUAUACAUGAAAACCACAAACUAACUAAUUUUUAAUGGAAAAGAUGGAAACACCAGUUACAUU